AUGGAGUUAAUAGUUGAAGCCAGCCCGCGACGGGUUUAUGGAAAUGCUCACACUUAUCAUGUCAACAGUAUUUCUAUCAAUUCUGAUCAGAUUCUUAUUCAAGCCGGCGCCAAUUUGUUAGCAGUUAAUGCCGAAGGAAACAUGCCAUACGAUAUUUGUGAUCAUGAGGAGACAUUGGAUGUGAUUGAGAGUGAAAUGGCUGCAAGAGGAAUCACACAAUCGUAUAUUGAUGAGAUGAGAGGUGCUCCGGAGAAGGCGAUGUUGGAUGAUAUGAAGAUGUUUCAUCAACAAAGAAGAGAACUUGACCUCCACGUGGCAUCAGCCAAUGGGUAUUACGAUGUGGCCGCCUUCUUGUUGACUUGUUCUGUAUCCCCUCUGAUCCGAGACAAUGAUUUCUGGCAGCCAGUACACGCUGCUGCUUGUUGGGCCCAGCCUGAUCUCAUCGAACUGCUUUGCCAAUACGGAGGAGAUAUUCAUGCGAAGACGAAGAAUGGAAAAACGCCAAUAGAAUUAUGUGAAGACUUGUCAACAAAGCAAGUGAUCGCAACACUGGUCCAAUCAGAAGCUCGACGUCGACGACUGGCAUUCGGAGCUCGUGAUUCGAUUUCUCAAAGAGAUCAAAGCGGGAAAUACGUGAAAGGAGUUCGAUCGAGGGAGUACAACGUGUGUUCAACAUUCAAAUCUCAUGAACCUGAAUUUGAUUACCUGAAGUCGUUGGAGGGUGGUGAUGGAAGUGGACGAACCAGCAGUUGCGGCAACGACAUCCCAAAAUGA
This is a messenger RNA of Caenorhabditis remanei, 774 nucleotides long. RefSeq lists its product as uncharacterized. NCBI's taxonomy places the organism in Eukaryota, Metazoa, Nematoda, Chromadorea, Rhabditida, Rhabditidae. Gene Ontology annotation, molecular function: protein binding; phosphatase regulator activity; enzyme inhibitor activity. Gene Ontology annotation, cellular component: cytoplasm. The record is from RefSeq and is a predicted model, not a curated record. The transcript has 4 exons. The coding region runs from base 1 to 774 and encodes 257 amino acids.